AUGUUGGUGCUGUUCGAGACGGCCGCCGGCCAUGCGCUGUUCAAGGUGCAAGACGAGACCAAAGUGGCCACUGCCGACGACGUGUACAAGCAGUUUGCGACGUCGGAGAAGGCAACCAAAGUGCUAAAGCUCAAGGGGUUCAACGCGUUCAAAGACACGACCGAAGCUGUGGCGGCCGCAACCGACAUGGUGGACGGCAAGAUGGGCAAAUCGCUGCGCAAGUUGCUGAAGAAGCACGUGGUCGACGCGGGGUUGAAGGACAAGUUGGCCGUGUCGGACAAGGCGCUGGGCGCGCUGAUCAAGGAGAAGCUCAGCAUUGCGUGCGUCAAUGACAGCGCCGUGCACGAGAUCAUGCGCGGCAUUCGGGCGAACAUGGACACGCUCAUCACGGGGCUCGAGGACGACGACCUGAAGGCCAUGACGCUCGGGCUGUCGCACUCGCUGUCGCGCUACAAGCUCAAGUUUAGCGCCGACAAGGUGGACACGAUGAUCGUGCAGGCGAUCGGAUUGCUGGACGAGCUCGACAAGGAGAUCAACACGUACUCGAUGCGCGUGCGCGAGUGGUUUGGCUGGCACUUUCCCGAGAUGGGCAAGAUCGUGACGGACAAUCUGCAGUACGCCAAGUGCGUGCUCAAGAUGGGCGUGCGGUCGCAGGUCAAGAGUCUGGACUUUUCCGAUGUGCUGCCUGAAGACGUGGAGGCCUCGAUGCGCGAGGUGUGCGAGGUGUCCAUGGGCACGGACAUUUCCCAGGAAGACGUGGCCAACAUCUCGGCGCUGUGCGAGCAAGUGAUCUCGCUCACCGAGUACCGUGCGCAGCUCUUUGACUACUUGAAGAACCGCAUGAACGCCAUUGCCCCGAACCUCACGGUCAUGGUGGGGGAGCUCGUCGGCGCGCGUCUGAUUGCCCACGCUGGCAGUCUGAUGAACCUGGCCAAGCACCCGGCCAGUACGGUGCAGAUCCUCGGCGCCGAGAAGGCGCUCUUCCGUGCGCUCAAGACCAAGCACGACACGCCCAAGUACGGGCUCAUCUACCACGCGUCGCUCAUCGGCCAGACGGCGCCGAAGCACAAGGGCAAGAUAUCUCGCGUGCUGGCUGCCAAGACGGCAUUGGCUGUGCGCGUGGAUGCACUGGGCGACGCAACUGAAGCCACGAUUGGCUUUGACAACCGCGCCAAGGUGGAGGCCCGCAUGCGGCAGCUCGAGAACGGCUUCUCGGGCGUCCCCAAUAGCAACGGGAAGGUCAAGAACGAGGCCAAGAAGUAUACGAAGACGGAGACGAGCACGUCGUACAAUGCCGAUGCAGAUAUGACAGUGUCGAGCAAGAAGCGAAAGGCUGAGGAGGAGGCGGGGGAGACGGAGGCGGCGCCAAAGGUGAAGAAGGAGAAGAAGCACAAGAAGAAGAAGGCGACGGAAGUGGAGGAGGACGAAGGCGACAAGAAGGACGACAAGGAGAAGAAGAAGAAGAAGAAGCACAAGAAGAAAAAGGGUGCCGAGGAAUAG
Hyaloperonospora brassicae is the source of this 1500-nucleotide messenger RNA. NCBI's taxonomy places the organism in Eukaryota, Oomycota, Peronosporomycetes, Peronosporales, Peronosporaceae. The record is from the annotation of a GenBank genome assembly.